Molecule: messenger RNA, 4087 nt
Organism: Acipenser ruthenus (sterlet)
Lineage: Eukaryota; Metazoa; Chordata; Actinopteri; Acipenseriformes; Acipenseridae
Product: myotubularin-related protein 11
Exons: 17
Coding region: 548-2824 (758 amino acids)
Source: RefSeq, a predicted model, not a curated record
GAGGGUGUUGCUGGCCCUUUAAGACGCGGAGAGCGCGCUAUGUGGGUCGGACUGUAGCUUUGGAACGACAGAGUCCGUCUCUUUAUGGCGAGCGUGUAAACAAGGCGACUCGAGAGGGGAAAAAACACGUACUUAACACCGUCCUGUUACAAACCGCAGAGCUCGCCGUUUUUAAAAGGAGGAGUUGCCGAAAUGCUUUCGUCAUUAAUUUCUUUACUUUUUUCCCCCCAAGGAAUAUUUCACUAAACGACGGCACAGCUUGUGCGUGCGUGCGCGCCUGUUAUUUGCAAACAGCUUUGCUUUGUGAACCCAAGUUGGGAAGAAACGACAAAAAAUAAUAAUAAUUAUAAUAAUACAAAACAAAAAAAAAAACCGUUUGUCUUUUAUAACUUACUCGCUACAAAUGGAGCUUUGUUCUGGAGCGAUCGCGGUGAGAAACUACUUAAAUUGGAUUCGAUUUUCUUAGUUCUAUUAUAUUAUUUUAUUUAUUUGUAAAUCGCAAAAAAACAAAAUAAAACAUGAUGAUGGAGCAUUAAAAGAUCAAAAAAUGUUAACGGGAUCCAAAACCUCAUUCAAAAUUAAACAGCUCGUUCCUGACUUCAAGGACAAAACCCUGAACUUCAGCAACACGGCCCUGCGGAGCGGAGAGACGUCAGACUUCACGUGCCUCCCGGGGGAGCGCGUUCUUCAGCGCACUCAGCCCGUCCGGAAGCCCCGUGCUGGGGGAGGAAGCUCGCUCACCGGCGCCCUCUUGUGUACCACCUUUAGGGUGGCGUUUGUCCCCGAGGAGGGCCUCUCCAAGACGGAGGACAGGGAUUCAGUUCCUGUGUUUUUGGGGGAGCAUGAUGUCGCUCUGGCUUCCAUUGAGAGAGUUGUAGCAGUGAGCCCGUCCCGAUGGAAGGUUCUGUCGGCCCGCUCGUCGCUCCGGUUCCGCCCCGAGGAGCUGGUUCUGUUCUGUCGGGACCUGCGGGUGCUGCGGUUCCACUUUGAGAAGAGCUGCGCCGGGACGGCCGAGAUAACGAGUGCCAUCGCCAGGGUGUACCAGCCCUCUGUCCCAGCAUCCCUCUCCUCCUUCCAGAGAUCCGCGCUGGGCAGUGUGGGUGAGGAGGGGUGGGAGAUGAAACAGUAUCUCAGUAAUCGAGGCACGGACCCCCAGAUGAACUGGUUUGAAGGGCUGCAGGACUGGGAGAGGGAACUGGCACGGACUGGGGCUACUGCCUGGAGAGUGAGCUCAGUGAACGAUCGUUUUGAAAUGGCCACGAGCCUCCCCAAAUUCAACGUGGUUCCUCAGAGGAUUCUGGACACCGAGCUGAAGAGAUCGUUUGCCCACUUCACUGAGGGGCGUGUUCCGCGCUGGUGCUGGCGCCACCCAGAGGGUAGUGACCUCCUCCGAGCCGCCAGCUUCCAGAGCAACAUCUACCAUGAGAAGCACGAUGCCCGGAACCUGGAGGCUCUGCUGUUCGGGCGUCACCCCCAGUGUGUGAUUGUGGAGGUGGGGGAGGACAUGCCCCCCCUCUCCGAGAUCCAGGCUGCCCACUCCCGUCUCCGAGCCCUCUGCCUGGGAGAUAUUCCUGCGUCGCUCUCGGUCCCGGAUGAGAAGUGGCUGUCCUCUCUGGAGGCGACUCGCUGGCUCGAUCACGUCAGGUCUUGUCUCAGAAGAUCUGCAGAGGUCUCCUGUCUCUUAGCAGAAGGGGAUCUUGCUGUUGUGCUGCAGGAGGCUGAAGACCGGGACCUGAACUGUGUCGUCUCCAGUCUGGUCCAGAUCAUGUCUGACCCGCAUUGCCGGACGCUGCCGGGCUUCCAGAACCUGGUUCAGAAAGAGUGGGUCUCUGCCGGCUUCCGGUUCCUUCACCGGAACAACUAUACCAGGGACUCGGACAAAGAGGAGUCUCCUGUGUUCCUGCUCUUCCUGGACUGUGUGUGGCAGCUCCUUCAGCAGUUCCCCUCUCGCUUUGAGAUCACGGAGGUGUUUCUGCUGACCCUGCACGACAGAGCCCACCUGCCUCUCUACAGCACCUUCCUGUUCAACUGCCAGCGCGAGCGGGGCCGCAAUACCCAGCAUCUCUCUCAGAGCUACACUCCAGUGAAUGGUUGGCAGGAGCUGGUGAACGGGGGUCUGGCUCCGGGUUGGGGGGGCCCCUCUUUCCCGUCGGUGUGGGACUGGGCCCUGCACUGCACCCCGGAGAGGCGGGACAGCUUCCGAAAACCUUCCAACGCCCCCCUGUCUUCCGGGAUCGCCCCGAACGGCAAUUCAGAAAUGCCAUCCUCCCACGAGCUCAGUGAUUGCAGUGGGAGUGGGCCCGGCCUGCUCCUCCUGUUCUCCAAGGGAAGCCUGGUCCCGGCCCCUCACCUCCUGCCCUGGAGGAAUGCUGGAGGAGCGGCUUCCAGCUGGAAGAAUCACCGUCGAGCCCCCUCCUGUGACGGGCUGCCUCGGCUGGAGAGAGCCCUCAAGGGCCAGCCGCUGGGACCCCGGGGGCCCCUGCUGCCCCUCCUGCUGGGGCCCUGCCUGCGCGUGUGGAGGGGCUGCUACCUGCGGGGGGCGCUGCAGAUACAGGUCCCGCCCCCAGUCUCCUCCCACCUGCAUGUUGAUUUCCUGGCCAGCGAGGUGGAGCGCCUGCGAGGCAGGCUGGCAUUGGCGAAGGGGCUGGAUCGCCACGGCAACUGCAAGAGGGCGGAGAGCCGGGGGACCAAUCAGAAGCCCAGGCAGGAGACCACAAACCACAACUUUCUGUUCGAUGGCAAUGGCAGGACGGGCUGCUGCCCGGAGCGGCGCUACACACAGACCCCCACCAGGGGGCAGAAGCACCCCAAACUGCCACCCUGAGCACAGCUGCUGGCUGUGAAGUUGCCAUAAGACUGGGUCCUGUUUGAAGCUAACGCAUGAUCAUUCAAUAAAUCUUACCCUUCCAAUAGCUACAGCUCUGGCCAAAAGCUAUGCAUCACCCUGUGAACUCGUUUUGCUGGAUAUGACUACGACUCCCAGCAUGCCUCUGCGUCUGCAGCAGUGGUGAAGGAUUAUGGGAGCUGUAGUUCUUUAUGCCGUGGUCUUGUAUCACAAAUGAUACAGACCUGUAUUACGAUGCAUCACGUACAGCUCUGGCCAAAGGUUUUGCAGCAUCACCCUAUAGAGAAUGAACUCAUUUUUCUUCAUAAAGUCCAAUGAAAGCUGCUGAAUAAUGUUCCCUUGUUAACAUAUUGAAUUCCACCCCCUCUAUAUAGAAUGAACUCCCUCAGCUUCAUAGAGUCCAAUGAAAGCUGCUGAAUAAUGUUCCCUUGUUAACAUAUUGAAUUCCACCUCCUCUAUAUAGAAUGAACUCCCUCAGCUUCAUAGAGUCCAAUGAAAGCUGCUGAAUAAUGUUCCCUUGUUAACAUAUUGAAUUCCACCCCCUCUAUAUAGAAUGAACUCCCUCAGCUUCAUAGAGUCCAAUGAAAGCUGCUGAAUAAUGUUCCCUUGUUAACAUAUUGAAUUCCACCCCCUCUAUAUAGAAUGAACUCCCUCAGCUUCAUAGAGUCCAAUGAAAGCUGCUGAAUAAUGUUCCCUUGUUAACAUAUUGAAUUCCACCUCCUCUAUAUAGAAUGAACUCCCUCAGCUUCAUAGAGUCCAAUGAAAGCUGCUGAAUAAUGUUCCCUUGUUAACAUAUUGAAUUCCACCCCCUCUAUAUAGAAUGAACUCCCUCAGCUUCAUAGAGUCCAAUGAAAGCUGCUGAAUAAUGUUCCCUUGUUAACAUAUUGAAUUCCACCCCCUCUAUAUAGAAUGAACUCCCUCAGCUUCAUAGAGUCCAAUGAAAGCUGCUGAAUAAUGUUCCCUUGUUAACAUAUUGAAUUCCACCCCCUCUAUAUAGAAUGAACUCCCUCAGCUUCAUAGAGUCCAAUGAAAGCUGCCGAAUAAUGUUCCCUUGUUAACAUAUUGAAUUACAUACUGUAUAGUUUUCCCCAUACAUACUUAACAAAAAAUGUGACAUUUCGAAAUCUAACCUGAAAUACUGUACCGCUGGUAUGGCUUCCGUCCGGUAGACUUUAGUGAUAUCAUGUUGUAGUUUCUUUGAUUACAUGAGGUUAAAUAAAAGAUCUAAAUUAUGUUCAUAAA